This is a messenger RNA of Cydia strobilella, 999 nucleotides long. RefSeq lists its product as uncharacterized. The transcript is spliced from 8 exons. The coding region runs from base 58 to 999 and encodes 313 amino acids. Gene Ontology annotation, molecular function: serine-type endopeptidase activity. Lineage: Eukaryota; Metazoa; Arthropoda; Insecta; Lepidoptera; Tortricidae. Gene Ontology annotation, biological process: proteolysis. The record is from RefSeq and is a predicted model, not a curated record.
CACAGUCGACGUAGGUAGCUGAAUUAUCGUCCCUUUACGUCCCUAUUGUUAGUUAAGAUGGGUGCAGGACAAAUUGGAGGAAUUGCUACUAUGCUUGAUUUUGAUUUUAAUAAUGCCGCCGGUUUUGUUGGCAGGCCUGCCACAAAUCUUGAUGGACAAUAUGUCGUCUAUUACUUUUCCCAAGCCAUGCUGUUCUGCGCGGGGGCGCUCCUGGAGCCCCACGUGGUGUUAACGCCCGCCGUGUGCGUUUAUGGAGAGGACUUCAUGUUCAAUGUCUACGGCGGUUCGCACAGAUUUCAAGAGGGCGUUGGCACGAAAAGACAAGUUGAAAACAUUUGUAUGCAUAGAGCUUACAACCACUCAGGACGAUGGGAACACUGUGUGACCGACAACAUAGCCUUGCUCGUGCUGAAUAGCCAGUUUGUCAUGCGCCAAUACGAGCCGAACACAGAGUACAUCAUGAACAGGGUGCGCUACGGUGUUGGCAUGGACGCUUUGGUGGAGAAGAACGUGGAUCUUAGGUGCCGAUACCACGGGUGGGGUAGUCGGAGGAAUGGCUUUCUGCUACCAUUGUUAAUACAUAUGCGUAGGGUGGAUGUCAAAAUUAUGAACAACUGUGAAGAAAUGUGGAAUACUGAGGGCAAAUUUCUAUGCUUGAGCCAACCAAAUUGUAUAAAUGACAAGUUUGGAGCAUUGUGUCCGGACGAUUUAGGCUCAGUGGUCGUAUGCGGCGGUUACAUUCAGGGCAUGAUGACCUCCGAACUCAUCGACCGGCCCUGCGGCGUGGGGUUCCUGGACCUCUCGAAGUACAUCAAAUUCCUGGAAUGUGCGGUUGACGACUCCCGCGAUGCCAUUAAGGAACAGCCGCCGGUAUUGGCGGUUCAUGUUAAUGCACAAAACGUUCCAGAAGAGCUGGGCGAAAAAGAGACCACCUUGCUGCCGACGGAGGAGGCUCCAGGUCAUGAAGAUGCAAGAAUGGGAAAAUACUACGAUUAUUAA